UUUACUGCCAGGGCAUUUAAAAUCUUGUUCCAGGGGUACCCGGGUGGCUCAUUUGGUUACGUGUCCAGUUCCUGAUCUCAGCUCAGGUCUUGACCUCAGGGUUGUGGGUUCAAGCCCUGCAUUGGAGCCUACUUUAAAAAAAUAAUACAAAUGAACAAAAUCUGUUUCCAGUUUUUUCUUUUGGCAGGUUCUCAACCUGGUAUGAACUGUUUCUUCCCAGGUACCUCCAGAUCAUCAGUUACUCGAUGUAAACCAGGAGCCAACUGCCCCAGUUCACACAGUGGCAUCAGUAGGCAACUGUCCCCUCUUUCUGUCACCGAAGACUCUUCUGCUCCUAUUCUUGAACUUCAGAGCCGAGGAUCUUCUGGAGUUUGCGGACAUAGAGUCGAAAGGCAGAACAGAUCAGGGGAUGAUGGAACACAGACUCAUCCUGAGAACAGCAGCCAAGAAAACAGAAUCAAGGCUCGCUGCCGGUCAUGCACGUCCAUGGUUCUGAAGGCCGUCUGGGGACUUUUGAUCAUCUUGUCAGUCUCAUCGUCUUGGGUUGGAACCACACAGAUUGUAAAAAUUACUUACAAGAACUUCUACUGUCCAUUUUUCAUGACUUGGUUUUCAACAAACUGGAACAUUAUGUUUUUCCCAGUCUACUAUUCUGGUCAUCUGGCCACUGCUCAAGAAAAGCAGUCUCCAAUGAAAAAAUUCAGGGAAUGCAGUCGGAUUUUUGGUGAAGAUGGUCUGACAUUGAAGCUCUUCCUUAAAAGAACUGCUCCCUUUUCUAUUCUAUGGACUUUGACUAAUUACCUGUAUUUACUGGCUUUAAAGAAGUUGACAGCCACGGAUGUCUCUGCUCUGUUCUGUUGUAACAAAGCCUUUGUCUUCUUGCUGUCGUGGAUCGUGCUGAAAGACAGGUUCAUGGGAGUGAGGAUAGUUGCCGCAAUAAUGGCCAUUACCGGCAUCGUCAUGAUGGCGUAUGCAGAUAAUUUCCACACUGAUUCGAUCAUAGGAGUGGCCUUUGCAGUGGGUUCAGCCUCUACGUCUGCAUUAUACAAGGUUUUGUUUAAGAUGUUUCUCGGAAGUGCCAACUUUGGUGAAGCGGCACACUUUGUCUCCACGUUGGGUUUCUUCAAUUUAAUCUUCAUCUCUUUCACCCCGGUCGUCCUGUAUUUCACCAAGGUGGAACACUGGUCCUCAUUUGCAGCUCUGCCGUGGGGCUAUCUCUGUGGGAUGGCCGGGCUGUGGCUGGCCUUCAACAUCCUGGUGAAUGUCGGCGUGGUGCUGACAUACCCAAUCCUGAUCUCCAUUGGGACAGUACUCAGCGUUCCCGGAAAUGCAGCUGUGGAUCUCCUGAAGCAGGAGGUGAUAUUCAAUGUUGUCCGCCUGGCCGCAACUAUCAUCAUCUGCAUUGGGUUUCUGCUGAUGCUCUUGCCAGAGGAGUGGGAUGAAAUUACCCUCAGAUUCAUCAAUAGCCUGAAGGAAAAGAAGAGUGAGGAGCAUGUGGACGACAUUACUGAUUCUAAUGUACACCUGCGGAGCAGAAGCAGGGCCAAUGGGACAGUGUCUAUACCACUGGCUUAACGAGGGACACAUUUUGAAUGCACGUGUAUGUAUAUUCUGUGAAUAUAAUAAAAUUUUCUCACUACCUGUACACUCAAAUGACAAUAUUAACUCUGAAUUUGGAUAAGUCAUAUGUGAAAUAAUGCCAAUGAUAAAAGUUUACAUUUAUAUGCUUAUCAAGG
This is a messenger RNA of Panthera uncia (snow leopard), 1736 nucleotides long. It is a transcript of the gene SLC35F4, whose product is annotated as solute carrier family 35 member F4. NCBI's taxonomy places the organism in Eukaryota, Metazoa, Chordata, Mammalia, Carnivora, Felidae. Gene Ontology annotation, cellular component: membrane. The record is from RefSeq and is a predicted model, not a curated record. The transcript is spliced from 7 exons. Bases 151 to 1575 code for a protein of 474 amino acids.